Pseudozyma hubeiensis SY62 is the source of this 747-nucleotide messenger RNA. RefSeq lists its product as hypothetical. NCBI's taxonomy places the organism in Eukaryota, Fungi, Basidiomycota, Ustilaginomycetes, Ustilaginales, Ustilaginaceae. Bases 1 to 747 code for a protein of 248 amino acids. Gene Ontology annotation, molecular function: cyclin-dependent protein serine/threonine kinase activator activity. Gene Ontology annotation, cellular component: cyclin/CDK positive transcription elongation factor complex; nucleus. The transcript is spliced from 3 exons. Gene Ontology annotation, biological process: regulation of transcription by RNA polymerase II; positive regulation of DNA-templated transcription, elongation. The record is from RefSeq and is a predicted model, not a curated record.
AUGAGCCCGAUCGAAGAGAAGCAGCGACGCUUCAAGGGUGUCAACGCGAUCUACAGGAUGGCAGAGUACAUGCGGCUGCCACAGCACGUCAUGAAUACGGCCGCCAUUUAUCUGCACCGCUUCUAUAUGCGCAAGCCGCUCGAGUACGGACCCGCCAAGAUCGGACACUCGCACUACGAGAUUGCAGCCACGUGCGUCUUUCUCGCAUGCAAAGUGGAAGAGUCGCAUAGAAAGCUACUCAGUGUCAUUGACGCAGCAAUGGCAUCCUUCGACAAGACUCCAGCAGGAUCCCAGCGAUGGGCCGAACGAACCUUUCGCGCGGAUCCUUCUAGCAAGGAGUUUGCUCGCUGGCGAGACAUCAUAUUACUGUCGGAAGAGACCGUGCUUGAAACCCUCUGUUUCGAUCUGAUCGUCGAGCACCCGCACGAGAUUCUGGUCAAAGCGUGCAGUCGAUUGAAUGUCGACGCCGAUCUCGUGCGUGUUGCAUGGACCAUCCUCAACGACAGCUUGAGAGAUGCAACUUGUGUCAUGUUUGAGGCGCCCGUGCUCGCUGCAGGUGCAUUCUAUCGAGCUUGUCAACAGCAGCAGGUGGAUCCGUCCCACUUCAAAGGAAGAUGGCCCAAGGACGCUGAAGAGUGCCAAUGGACCUGGGUCGAUAUCUUCGAUGUGGACGAGGCGGAAGCGGCGGAGGCGGCAGCGGCGAUCGAAAAGGAUGUAUACCAGUUUCACGAGCAGCAGGCGCCAUGA